CCCACCUUUCUGCUCCAGGACCACUGACCGCACACUGAACAUUAUCCGUCCACCCAGGCGGCUUCACUUCAGGGUUUAACAGAAAAUGACACAGACCUGGAGGUGACAUUUUCUAUUACACACGCUUUUUAAAACGCUUUAAACGACACCGGUGUCUUCGAGAGGCUCGCUUUUACCUGUCCCAUGUUCCUUCGCCGGUUGAGCUCUUUGAGCUCCUCCUUUCCUCCCUGCAGCCUUCCCACUCUCUCCCGGGCGUGCUUCAAGAGCAGCGCUGCUUCCUCUUCGUCCUUCUUCCUCCCACGCUACACUCCCACUCCUCAUCCAUGGUGGUUGGUGCGGGGGUUUCCACCCUGGCCUCCUCGACUCUCCCACUCCCACCCAUUGGCCCGUGACGCUUUUGCUCACAGGAUAUUACACCCUCUGAAUAUCAACCUUGGUGACUUUAGCGGUUGCCGUUCAUUCUACGCCUCUGCAGGCCACAUGAUGGAGGGCCAUGACAGAGACAGAGGGCCUCCCUACAAACGGAGGAAGAGUGCAGAGGAAAAAAGGAGCCCUGAAGAUGGGGAAGAACACAAUGGAGGAGCGACAGGGAGCAAAGAGGGAGGCUCCAGGAGGGAGCACCAUCACCUGGAUUCCAGGAAAGACAGCAGCUUUCGAUCUAAUCACCACUUCAACGAUGGAAGUGCCGGAUGUGCCAGAAGAGAUGUCAGAAGAGAAAACAGCAGAGAUAAAGAUGUGGAAAGGACUAAAAGUUGGAGUAAAGACAGACAGUGGAAAGAGAGUGCAGACAGAGAUGGAUCUGCAACUCGAGGGAGGCGUGAACAUCAGCAAGAAGGGCAUAAAGAGUCACAGCCAGUCAUGCACAAACCCAACCCCUGGUUCAGAGGGAGGGGGUCUCAGGAGCUGGGUGGGUUUCACAGAGACACAAAAGGGACUUCAGAGCAGCAGAGAGAUGGACGAAGUGAUGGAGGGCAGCCUCGCAGCACCACUCACCCCCCAAACCCGUGGCAGGUACCUGCAGGUAACAGGCAACCCUCUCCAUCAAGACUCUCACUAUCUGUGAAAUCUCUUCAAAGACACUGGGAGUCCUGCAGCUCUGACCUCCACGCACCAGGGGACACUGCAGUCUUUGACUUCUCAGUGAUGUCCUACAACAUCCUGUCCCAGCAGCUGCUGGAGGACAAUGCCUACCUGUACCAACACUGUGACCCCAGUGUCCUGCCCUGGGAGUACCGACUGCACAACCUGCUGGCAGAGAUCCAGCAGCACAACGCUGAUAUCCUGUGUCUUCAGGAAGUGCAGGAGGACCACUAUGAAAACCAGAUUAAACCUGCUCUCCAGGCACUAGGUUACCGUUGCGAGUACAAAAAGCGGACGGGAAAGAAACCAGACGGUUGUGCCGUCAGUUUCAGAACCUCCCGCUUCUCCCUCCUCUCCUCCAAUCCCGUUGAGUUUUUCCGGACCGGCGACCCCCUCCUCGAUCGAGACAAUGUGGGAUUGGUCGUGCUGCUGCAACCUAACAACGGCAUCAACCAGUCAAAUCCUUCUUUCAUCUGUGUCGCCAACACUCACCUUCUCUACAACCCCCGCCGAGGUGACAUCAAACUGGCCCAGCUGGCAAUAAUGCUGGCUGAGAUCAACCGGCUGUCCCGCCUCCCAGACGGGCAGGUGAACCCAGUUGUUUUCUGUGGGGAUUUCAACUCUGCACCCUGGAGUCCACUGCACAGCUUCCUGACCACAGGCUGCCUGCAUUACAGCGGAAUGCAGAUUGGCAUCGUGUCGGGGCAGGAGAACAGUCCCAGAGGUCAGCGUCUCCUCACGUCUCCAAUCUGGUCUCCCAGUCUGGGAAUCAACCAUCAGUGUCAGUAUGAAAACAAGCCUGCUCCCGAGCCCUCUCCCAGCAGCCCUACAGCUGUAGAAGGAGCCAUUUCUAAUCUCAGUGUGGAAGAUCUCGCUGCCAAAGCUGCCGAUGCAUUCAGCAGAGCGUGGAGGAUCGAGCACAGUCUGAAGCUGCAGUCGUCUUAUCAACACCACCUGAUGCCUGACGGGAGACCUGAGAUCACCACCUGUCACUCACGCACGGCCCUGACGGUGGAUUACAUCCUGUACAGUCCCGAUUUUAUCACUCUUCCCUCGUUUGCUGGUGGGCGGGGUCUCCAGUUGCUGGGCAGGCUGUCAUUGGUCGGCCAGGCAGAGCUGGAGGAAGUCAACGGCCUGCCUAAUCAUCGCCACUCAUCUGACCAUCUCCCCCUUCUCGCUCGUUUCCGCUUUCGGUGCUGAAACGUUGCAGGUCCGCCAAGGAAAGGAGGAAUGUUUUAGGAAUCGGAUUAAUUAUUAAACAGUCUCAAGUUAAAGUUUUCUCGCCCGCAUAAACAACAAGACAGAAGAUGAACGUUAAACACUGGAUGAUUUAUUUCAGUAUGCAUGAAGUCAUUCUUCAAGUCUUCAUCCACUUACACUCGUAUAUCCAACAAAAAUCAGACACUGACAAAGAAGUGGCUACAAAGGACGUGCAGCUGAGUCACUGGAGCAGCUACAAAGUGCAUAUUCAUUUUUUCUCAAUACUUUUUUUGUGAUGUGAUUUAAACUUCGCCUACUUCAUCUUUAAGUGGCAAAGUAGCUGCAGCAGCAGGAGGAGGAGGAUCUAUUUUCCUUUCUUCCAUUUCUAGAUUUCUGCCCCCUGAAAAAAGUCAUUGUGCACAAUGGCGGUGUUCCCCAUUCAUGAGCUCCAGCAGGUGGAAAUCUUUUUUUUUUUUUUUUUUUUGGUCUUGUGGACUUUUUAAAUUACAUAGAAAACAGAGAAAAGAGAAAAGAUCAGCACAGUCUGCAUAUUCUGAUGAACGCAGACGAUCUAUGAGCGAUCAUGAUGUCAGCAGGAUUAUAUUUGAUAUGAACACUUUGUAAAACCUGCUUACAUAAAACUUCAAAGAACCAAAAGUUUAAAUCCUUAAAUGAUGCUGAAGCUCAAACUGAAUUCUGACAGUCGGGAUUCCUCCUAAAAUUUUUAAGGUGUACGGAUCUCUAAACAUCAGAUGAAACCAUGUAGAGAAGUUCACUGUAAUUUUCUCCUGUUGGCACUUUUGUACACUUUUUUUUCUCUUUUGUUGAAUAUAAAGUCUCCUUUUUUUACUGUAUCAGGAUGAUUUUAAGUCUGUUUUAAACCUGAACAGUAACUUUAGUGCUGCUAAUGUGAGAAAUUACUUGAUGGUUUAAUUUUGCUAACAAGAAGGUGCUCGGUCUAAUUAAAAACAACAAAAAAAGUUUAACUUGUUUUUAAAACUAAGAAGAAAGCAUUUUUCCUGCUGUAUCGCUGCCAUGUGAUGGUUUCCUGUUGUAUUUUACACUGUGCCAAAAACACAACUAAGCGCUGCCAGCAGGCAAGUAUUGAUCAUAGAUUUGAUUAUUUAUCAUUAACUGAAGAUGGUACAUGAGGAACAUUUCUUUGGAUUGAUAUAUUAUUGAGAAACUUGGAUUUAGCUGCAGAUCGAGCCUCUAAAAGCUGAAUUUUGUCCACCAAGGACUCUAAUUUUUAUUCAAUCUUCAUAAAUAUCUUAACGGCAUGUGUACAUACUGAAAAUAAUACCGGGAUGUAUUUUUCUAUCAUUUGAAGGAGAUGAUUUUUAUUUGCUGGCUUUGGAAGUUUACACUCUGUAAA
Archocentrus centrarchus (flier cichlid) is the source of this 3655-nucleotide messenger RNA. RefSeq names its product angel homolog 2 (Drosophila) (gene angel2). Lineage: Eukaryota; Metazoa; Chordata; Actinopteri; Cichliformes; Cichlidae. Gene Ontology annotation, molecular function: mRNA 3'-UTR binding; 3'-5'-RNA exonuclease activity. The coding region runs from base 184 to 2280 and encodes 698 amino acids. Gene Ontology annotation, biological process: 3'-UTR-mediated mRNA stabilization. The transcript is spliced from 9 exons. The record is from RefSeq and is a predicted model, not a curated record.